This is a messenger RNA of Epinephelus lanceolatus (giant grouper), 2923 nucleotides long. NCBI's taxonomy places the organism in Eukaryota, Metazoa, Chordata, Actinopteri, Perciformes, Serranidae. The record is from RefSeq and is a predicted model, not a curated record.
CUUGUCAUGGUGUCCAUCAGCAGCAGUUACUAUGGUAAUGUUGCUGGGCUCUGUGGCAACUACAAUGGCAACAUAGAGGAUGAGCUAACAACCCCCAGAGGCAACACAGCUGUUAAUGUGACAGACUGGGCAGGGUCAUGGAGCAUCGAAGACUACGACCCAUUCUGUUACCAUUACUGUGAGGGCAACUGUCCUAAGUGCUCCGAGGAGGACCGCAUAAGGUACACUGGUCCAGGGUACUGUGGGAUUCUGAGCGAUAAGAAGGGGCCUUUCUCUGGUUGUCAUGCUAGCGUGCCAGCAGCAGAGUUUGUGUCACACUGUUUGUAUGAUGUCUGCAUCAAUGAAGGACGGCAAGAAGUAUUGUGUGAUGCCCUGAGCAGCUACCUGGCAGAAUGCCAGGAAGCUGGAGCAUCAGUGUUGCCAUGGAGACAUCUGACCAACUGCUCUUUUGCAUGUCCAGCCCAUAGCCACUACAAGGUGUGUGGCUCGGCCUGUCCAGACAGCUGUGGUCCUAAGCCAGAGGUGUGCCCUAAGGUCUGUGUGGAAGGCUGCUUCUGUGAUCCAGGAUAUGUGAACAGUGGACAAGAGUGUGUUAUCAAGGAGAAGGGCUGUGGCUGUAACCAUAAUGGUCGGUAUUACCUGCCAGGUGAGACGUUCUGGUCCAACUUACUGUGUACAGAGAAGUGUGUGUGUGAUGCAGCGACACAAAAUGUGCAAUGUGAGCAGACCGGGUGUCGAACUGGAGAGCAAUGCAGUGUUGUGGACGGAGUCCAAGACUGUUACCCAGUCAGCUUUAAGACUUGCACUGCAUAUGGAGAUCCACACUUCCGCUCCUUCGAUGGACGCAAUUUUGACUUCCAGGGCAACUGUGUCUACAGACUAGCCAGCGUGUGUGGAGAUACUACAGGUCUGAAGCACUUUGAGGUAAACCUUGAGAAUAACAACCGUGGCAACAAAAGAGUGUCAUACACUAAAGUGGUGACUGUUAAAGUAUAUGGCAACACAUAUAUACUUUCCGUGUACAACCCAGGCAGAGUGCUGGUUAACGGGCUCCAAAACCUCCUGCCAUUCUCCAAUUCAACCAACGAAUCAGUGGUCAACAUUUAUCGGAAACACAGACUGGCUGUCCUUGAGACAACCUUUAUUAAGGUCUCCUUUGACUUUGCGAGUGCAGUUUGGGUGGAUCUGGCAACUAGUUAUCAAAAUGCAACCUGCGGCCUGUGUGGAAACUUUAAUGAUGACCCGGCUGAUGACCUGAUGUUGCCCAAUGGGAAACUGGCUUCCAGCACCAAUGAGUUUGGAGUAAGCUACUGGCUGGCGGAUGUGGAGGGCUGCUCCCAUGAUUGUAAAGACUGUCCUCCGCCGUUCCCCCCUGGCUUCGAGCCACCCAGCUACACAUCAGUCUGUGAUAUCAUAACAGCAAAGGAUGGACCCCUGGCUGACUGUGUAGGCCGUGUAGAUUCCAAGCAGUACCACGAUGACUGUGUCUAUGACAUGAUACAUAAUAACGGCAAACAGGAAUUAGCCUGUAACAUCAUCAGUGUUUAUGUGGAAGAGUGUCAGAGGAAAGGAGGCUGUGUGAGGUCAUGGAGGACGAGGCGCUUCUGCUGGAUGCAGUGUCCAGUCAACAGUAUGUACACAGUCACAGCUUCUGGCUGCCCCAUCACCUGCACCACUCCAUCUGCACCUGUUGAGUGUAAAGCCCCGCCCAGUGAAGGCUGUGUGUGCAACCCUGGUUACCUGCUGAGUCAGGAUCGCUGUGUGCCACUGGCUCAGUGUGGAUGCCAGUACAAAGGUCAGUACUUCAUGUCUGGUGAGGAGUUCUACGCUGACUCGGACUGCCAGCAGCACUGUGUGUGUCAUGGAGGGGUGGUGCACUGCAAGGACAAGCCCUGUGAAAGAGGGCAAAGCUGUGGAGUGCAGGAAGGAGUGAGGGGUUGCUAUGCUAGCCUCAAAAAAGAAUAGAACAGGGACAAACACAUGUAGAACUUCAUCUUCUCUUAAUUAAAUCUAUUUUAAGAAAAUAUACUCAGCAAUACUGUGUUUAUACUGUAAACUUAUAAUUGUUGAUUCUUCUGCAGUAAAAUUCCAACUGUACUCAGGUGCUGAAGGCUACAGAAAAUCGAAAAUCUAGUUUCACAAUUAAAGAUAUAGUUGAAAUGUCAAAAAUCUGAUCUUAAAAGCCUUCUCCUAUUUAAAUGUGUAAUCAAUCAAUCAAGCAAUCAAUCAAUCAUCACAUCAAUUUUUGUUCCUUUUGAGAAACUGCCUACAAAAUGUUUUUAAUGUAGUUACAGUUAAUUCUAAGAUGAUGUAUUCUGAAUGUUGUGUGUUACUGCUGUUACAACUAAAACCAUUUUGUUAAUGUACUCUCAGUUACCUAUUUAUUAGGUACACCGAGCUAAUAAUGACAAGCUAAAACUAAUGCAGUCUAAUACAACAAUCCUGCAAUAAAUCCUCUCUCUUGAUUGGAACUUUUUUGGAGAGAUGUUAAUUCAACUGUAUGGUCAUUUUAGAGACUGCAGUGUGUGUGAUGCCAUUGAAUUGUCCUGCAUUAUACUGACUGAUUGAUUAUAUAUCAAUGAGAGGAGGCUAAAUAAUACAAACACCCCUUGAUAUAAUACAAUUCAACAGCAGCACAAACUGCAGCCUCCAAAAUGAUCGUGAAUUUCAUUAACACACCUCUCUGACUUUGUAACCUUUCUAAAGGAGGAUUAUUUGGCACUAAGUGGAUAGUAUGCAACAAUGAUCAUUUUCUCAUGUCACUGCAUGGUAGAAUCCCCUGAUGAUUGCAAAACAAAUGAAGACUACUUUGUUGUAACUGUGGAGGAUUACAGUAUGCUGUGUUUGUAAGCCACUUUCUUUAGUCUAUUCCUUCCACAUAUCCAAAAGCAUUUCUAAUCAUUAAAAAUAUUUCAGCAACGUC